GACCGCUUUUCUACAUUCGUUACCUUAACACCCACAGCCCACAGCCGUAACUGUGGCCGAGAGCAUCGAAAUAAACCCGCCACUAUUGACCCAAAAAAAAAAACCCGCCACCGUGAAAUUUUCACUCCCCGGCUAACUCUUGAAAUGAAAGGAUCGAAAAAUCAAUUUCCAUAUCUCAAUCUCAAUCUCCACUUCACUGGAUCGUGCUUCAAACCCUAGCCUCGUCACCCCUUUUCCGCUGGUGCGAUCACCGGAAUCUCCAUCUUUGGUGCCUCAAACCCUACCCUACUCCGGUCAUCGCCCAUUUUCUGCCGGUGCGGCCGCCACCUUCUCCAUCGAUCUCCGGCCACCGUUCGUGACCGACGGUGAAUAAAGCCCUGCUGCUGGCUCCCAUCAACCACACCCACGACUGAAGAAAAUGAAAAAGAAAGCUAGCUUAAAGAAGAAGAUGGAGGCUCAAGACAAGGGUGAAAAUAUCACUUCCAAUUUUGAAGUGCCUGAAGUAAGACAAAGUGUAUUGCGGAAGCAGUUUCAAAUCAAGCUUGAGAAGCUAAUAAACAAUCUUGGAGGAUCUAAUGUAGAUAUGGCUGAAAUUGGAGGGCCCAGUAACAAUGAAUACCCAAAAAAAGGAAGCAACCAAUCUUUGUUUAUGAGUGCAUCCCAAGAACAAUUCAACUUGUCUAACUUUGCAGCAAGUGAACAAGCAAGUUUAAAUUCAAAUAUGGUACUUCAUCCAACCAAAAAGAUGUCUGGCAUUGUUGGAACCUCCCAACCUAAUGUUCCUGAGCAAAACCAAGAUCCAAAGAAUUGUGUGAAUACAACUAAAAAGUUAUUGACAAUGGAAGCUUCAACGGCUGCGAGUAGAGGAUCUAGACAAUAUAUGACUCGAAGCAAAGGAUCUAUACACAUUCAAGAUCCAAAGCGGCAACCCAUGAAAAAGGCAGUGGUUGAAAUUUCAAGUACAAAGCUACCGAAAAAAAAUACAGUGGCUGAAGAUGACAAUUCAAGGGCAAAGCAGCAGCCCGUGAGAAUGGAAGUGUCUUCAAAUAACAAUUCAAGUGUAAACAAGCAAUCCAUGAAUUGGGCAAUAGGUGAAGAAGACAAAACAAGGACAAGGAAGCAGCCUAUGAAGAGGGUAGUGCUUGAAGAUGAUUGGCCAAGGACAGUAGAUGAAUAUGCUAUGAAGAAGACAAAAACACUCCCAAUGUGCCGAUCAAUGUUAGUUGAUGAGUUUCUUAUAGAGAAUGGAGGAGUUGGUGAACAAGAGCUAGGAAAUGAAAGUUCUGAUGAAGAACAAAAUGUCAUGGUUGGCAAUUCAAGUGCAAAGCAACCUAUGAAAGAUACAGGGGAUGAAAAUGACAAUUCAAGGGCAAAGCAGCAGCCCAUGAGAAGGGCAGUGACUUCAAAUAACAAUUUAAGUGCAAACAAGCAAUCCGUGAAUAGGUUAGUAGGUGAAGAAAACAGAACAAGGGCAAGGAAGCAUCCUAUGAAGAGGGCAGUGAUUGAAGAGGAAGUGCAUGGAAGCGCUAUGAAAAAGACAAAAACACUGCCAAUGUGCCGAUCAAUGUUAAUUGAAGAGUUUCUUAAAGAAAUUGGAGAAGUUGGUGAAGAAGAGCUAGGAGAUGAAUGUUAUGAAGACGAACAAAGUGUCAUGGUUGGCAAUUCAAGUGCAAAGCAACCUAUGAAAAAUACAGUGGCUGUAGAUGACAAUUCAAGGGCAAAACAGCAGAGCAUGAGAAUGGCAGCGGCUUCAAAUAACAAUUCAAGUGCAAACAAGCAAUCCGUGAAUAGGGUAGUAAGUGAAGAAGACAAAACAAGGGCAAGAAAGCAUCCUAUGAAGAGGGCAGUGAUUGAAGGUGAUAGGCCAAGGGCAGUGCAUGAAAGCACGAUGAAAAGGACAAAAAUACUCCCAAUGAUCCAAUCAAUGUUAAUUGAGGAGUUUCUUAAAGAAAAUGGAGAUGUUGGUGAAGAAGAGCUAGGAGAUGAAACUUAUGAUGAAGAACAAAGAGUUAUAGUUGGCAAUUCACGUGCAAAGCAACCUAUGAAAAAUACAGUGGCUGUAGAUGACAAUUCAAGGGCAAAACAGCAGCCCAUGAGAAGGGCAGCGGCUUCAAAUAACAAUUCAAGUGCAAACAAGCAAUCCGUGAAUAGGGUAGUAGGUGAAGAAGACAAAACAAGGGCAAGAAAGCAUCCUAUGAAGAGGGCAGUGAUUGAAGGUGAUAGGCCAAGGGCAGUUAAUGAAAGCACUAUGAAAAAGACAAAAACACUCCCAAUGAUCCGAUCAAUGUUAAUUGAGGAGUUUCUUAAAGAAAAUGGAGAAGUUGGUGAAGAAGAGCUAGGAGAUGAAAGUUAUGAUGAAGAACAAAGAGUCAUGGUUGGAAAUUCAAGUGCAAAGCAACCUAUGAAAAAUACAGUGGCUGAAGAUCACAAUUCAAGGGCAAAACAGCAGCCCAUGAGAAGGGCAGCGGCUUCAAAUAACAAUUCAAGUGCAAACAAGCAAUCCGUGAAUAUGAUAGUAGGUGAAGAAGACAAAACAAGGACUAGGAAGCAACCUAUGAAGAGGGCCGUGAUUGAAGAUGAUAGGCCAAGGACAUUGGAAGAAAACGCUAUGAAAAAGACAAAAACACUCCCAAUGUGGCGAUCAAUGUUAAUUGAGGAGUUUCUUAAAGAAAAUGGAGAAGUUGGUGAAGAAGACCUACAAGAUGAAAAUUCUGAUGAAGAACAAAAUGUCAUGGCUGGAAAUUCAAGUGCAAAGCAACCUAUGAAAAAUACAGUUGCUGAAGAUGACAAUUCAAGGGCAAAGCAGAAGCCCAUGAGAAGGGCAGUGGCUGAAACUAACAAUUCAAGUGCAAACAAGCAAUCCAUGAAUAGGGUAGUAGGUGAAGAAGACAAAACAAGGACUAGGAAGGAGCCUAUGAAGAAGGUAGUGCUUGAAGAUGAUAGGCUAAGCCCGCUAAGGACAGUGGAUGAGAGUGCUAUAAAGACAAAACCACUCCCAAUGUGCCGAGCAAUGUUAAUAGAGGAGUUUCUUAAAGAAAAUGGUGAAGUUGGUGAAGAAGAGCUAGGAGAUGAUAGUUCUGACGAAGAACAAAAUGUCAUGGGACAAGAAGAAAGUGCACACCAAGAGGAAGUUGUCAAAACAAAAGGGACAAGUAAGAGAAGAACACGAGGACCAACACUAUGCUUAAAUAUACAUGCAAGAAAUCAUAAUGAUCGUCAAGAAGUUGUCUUAGAUGAAUAUGGAGAGCCAAUUGGACCCGAUGGCCAAACCGUGUCUGACUUGAGCCAUUUCCUUGGCACCAUAGCAAGGAAUGCAAACUUUUGUCCCUUGAUUUAUACAAACUUCAAAGCUUUGGUCAAAGAUAAUGAAGAGCUUAUAUGGGGAUAUGUUAAUGAUAAAUUCAUCAUUCCUGAUAAAGGAAGAAAAGCAGUAUUUUCUUGCAUAAAUGAUGCAUGGAGGCGUCACAAAUGCAGAAUCAAGAGAAACUAUUUUUUGAAGUACUCUAGUAUGAAGGAAAGGUUAAAACACUGUCCCACAACUAUACCAAAAGCUCAUUUCAAGCAAUUGAUGACUUAUUGGAGAAAUAGUACCAUCCAAAGCAUCAGCCAAAAAAAUGCUAUGAAUAGGGCUAAGCAAAAGUAUGUACAUCGUAUGGGAUCAGUAAAUUUUGCAAGGAUUCGUGCGCAAUUGCGUGCAAAGAAGGGAAAUGGAGAGGAAAUUACCCAACCUGAAAUGUUCAUCGAGACUCGCCAAAGCCGAAAAGGAAAAGAAGUGGACAAGGAAACACAAAGUGUAAUUGCUAAACUUAGAGAUUCUAUUCAGAACUCAAGUGGAUCUGAGACAUUUCGAUCAUUGUUUGGCAAAGAAAAGUCUGGUAAAGUUCGUUGCUUUGGAAAAACUCUCACACCUACUGUGUUUAAAAGAAAUGAAGAAAUUGCUGCUAUCAAGAAACAACACUCUGAUGAAAUGACUAGUGUGAAGAGGGAGAUGGAAGGAUUAAAAUUUCUUGUAAAGAGCUUGUUGAAGCAACAAAACCCAAAUUUUGAUGAAGGGGAGGUGAAUGGUAUAAUGGCAACUGCUUUAGGCAAUGAAAAAAAUGCUACUCCACAUUCAUCUACAUCGAACCAUGUUCCUCAUCGUGAAAAGUUUUUGGCUUUGCAGAAUGAGGAGGAAGAAGAUAUUCCUCAAGGUAUAGAAGAAGAAGAAGACGAGUUUGAGGGGGAAGAAAAUAUUCCUCAGGGCAUAGGAGAACAAGGUUUAGAAGGAGAAGGAGAGGAAGAAGAGGAAGGAGAGGAAGACGAAGAAUGAUGCAGAUGAGAUGUGUGGAAGCAAAUUAUAUUCUGUAUCAUGGAUGAUUUGCUCUGAAUUUGGGUGAUAACUACUUCUAUCUAGAUUUAUAUUUUUGUAUGAUAUUUCAAAAAAUUUGGUGUAAGACUGAACUAGUUAAUGCGUAUAAUUUUGUGCUACAUUGAUAUUUUAAUAUUAAAGUAUUGAUGGUAAUCAUGUUGGGUUCA
This is a messenger RNA of Lotus japonicus, 4515 nucleotides long. RefSeq lists its product as uncharacterized. Lineage: Eukaryota; Viridiplantae; Streptophyta; Magnoliopsida; Fabales; Fabaceae. The transcript is spliced from 8 exons. The record is from RefSeq and is a predicted model, not a curated record. The coding region runs from base 419 to 4309 and encodes 1296 amino acids.